Molecule: messenger RNA, 331 nt
Organism: Adineta steineri
Lineage: Eukaryota; Metazoa; Rotifera; Eurotatoria; Adinetida; Adinetidae
Source: the annotation of a GenBank genome assembly
UUUACAAAUGCGUGAUGCAGCUGAUGAGAUAGAACAAGCUGCUCAUUUAUUAUAUAUUAUGUCAAAGACAUAUUACGAUGUUAGUAACCAAUAUAUGAUAGGGCAAGUUGCAGGAAUUUCUCGACUUGCGCUUAUUCAAACAGAUAGUGAACGACAGACUUAUAUGGCACAGCUUGCUCAAGAUACAUUAUCAACAUCGGCAAAAGUUUCUCGAAUGGUUCUAGAAAGAAAACAAAAUUACGAACAACGAAAUCAAGCAAGACAAUAUCAACUUAAACAAUUCAUUCAACAAAGUAGUUUAGAAGGAUUAGAAUCAAACAUUGGGAAAUAA